This is a messenger RNA of Trichechus manatus latirostris (Florida manatee), 1020 nucleotides long. It is a transcript of the gene CCDC59, whose product is annotated as coiled-coil domain containing 59. The transcript is spliced from 5 exons. The coding region runs from base 98 to 787 and encodes 229 amino acids. Lineage: Eukaryota; Metazoa; Chordata; Mammalia; Sirenia; Trichechidae. The record is from RefSeq and is a predicted model, not a curated record. Gene Ontology annotation, cellular component: nucleus.
CUCCGAGCGAGACUCUAGCUGGACGAUUGAUUGCUUCAGCUUGAUGACGUAUUUUGGAGCGUCGGUUGUACUUCUCUGGUGACGGAGGUGGUCCGCCAUGGCGCAGGUGAGGCUGGCAGCAAAUAGGCACGCAGGGAGUUUUGGGACGCGUGGCGAAGAGGUUUCUUCGGUCGAAUUCAAGAAGAAGAAUGUGAAGCAGAGGACGUGGCGGACUAAUCAUCGGAAGACCUUUGUGGGGAGCGUACGCGAGGGACAAGGCUUUGCACUUCGAAGAAAGCUGAAGGUACAGCAGAGUUACAAGAAAUUGCUAUGGAAGGAAAAAAAGGCUCAAAUCUCACAGGAUUCCCAGUUCACAGAUCGAUACCCAGAUCAUCUGAAACAUCUCUAUUUAGCUGAAGAGGAAAGGCUCAGGAAGCAACUUAGAAAAGUUCCGCGGCCUUUGCCAGAAGAACAAGUUAACCAGCCUUUGCGAGAGGAACAAGUUGACCAGCCUUUGCCAGAAGAACAAUGUAGCAAAACAGUAAACUCCUUUGCUACCCGAAAUAAAAAUAGAAAGAAAACGUCCAAUCAAAAAGCACAAGAAGAAUACGCACAGAUACAAGCCAAGCGUGCUGCUAAGAAACAAGAAUUUGAGAGGCGAAAACGAGAGCGAGAAGAAGCUCAGAGGCUCUACAAAAAGAAGAAAAUGGAAGUGUUCAGAAUAUUGAGCAAAAAGACUAAAAAGGGCCAGCCAAAUUUGAAUGUACAAAUGGAAUAUCUUCUUCAAAAAAUACAAGAAAAAAAUUAAAUCAGACGUUUGUCCUUAAGGAUUAAAAUAUCUGCUGUCUUGUCUGUUGAGUUCUUUUGUACAUAUAAUGUGUCUCCUAACAAUUAACUAAAUAUGUGAACAUAAACUGGAUUGCUAAGCUAUGAAAAAAAUCAAACCAAACCCACUGCUGUCGAGUUGAUUCCAACUCAGUGACCUUAUAGGACAGAGUAGAACUGCCCUAUAGGGUUUUCAAGGCUGUAAAUCUUUACAGA